AACCGUUAAGAGAAAGACCCUAAGGUGGCUGCAGCUGAAGCUAAGUGCAGCCUGAGCGGCGUAUGACGUGACAGGAAAACGUCCACGUGAUAAGAGUCCUCGCUUGCAGUGGUGGAAGAGCAUAUUGUUUUUCUCAGUAGAGCGAGAGGAGCGAACGCUUUCAGCUGCUGACCGCUUAGGAAUGUCGAUGAAGAAACACGCGUGGAUAAAGAAGAACGACUGCGCGCCCCACAUCUGGGAAGGCCACAACCACAACACGCUGUUUUGGUAGGAGUGCCAAGAUCGUGUCUUUCCCGACGCGCGUGCGAGUGCGGUCAGGAAGAGGCAAACAGCUGGCCGCGGAGGCUGAGACAACAUGGCGGAGGGUGGCCCAGCACCCGACGGCCAACCAUCGACGGAGGCAGGCGCAGCAGAGGGUGAACGUGGGACGCCACAGCCGGACGACGCCCUGGACUACGCGCUGUUCGUGUCGCCAGUGUGUCCCGAACUCGGACCAGCAGAAGUGCUCGCCGAUGCCGUCAGGUGCGCCGACACUAGGCUGGAGAGCGUCACCUGGCGGGCGAUGGCGCCCUCUCGAUGCCGCCAUACUCUGGAGCACCUGCGAGCGUGGAACGAAUUUCUCUGGGAGAUACGCGCAGAGGUCUUGGAGACACGUCCGGGGACGCUCGCUCUUUGCUCGCACCCGCCCGCCACGGAGUGCACGAAUGACGAUGACGUUGUCCCGGACAAAAGUGACGUGGGCUUCCGUGCUCAGCGGUACAGGGGCGCCGUGCUUCUCUUCCAUUGGCUCCUGCUCAACAACUACUGUGUGAGAACCGUGGAGCUUGAAGGCUGCCUCCUGCGUCACCACCACGCGAUGUUUUUUGACACCCUAGAGCAAGCACCGUGGUUGCAACGACUGAGCUUGGGCUCUUACAAACUCGACGAUGUGUCUACUGUAGGACUGACGCACGUGCUACCUAGACUUCUGCGACUCCGGGAACUCGAGUUGUACGAUCUAUCGAUGUGGGGACAGGUGAACCAAUGCAGCGCCUUUGAGCGUGCCACGCGCUCUCUGCUUAAAAGGACGACAUCGCUAAAGCGCCUGCGCCUGACGAGGAUCCUUUUCACAUUCGCUAACGUCACGCGCUUCGUGAAAGGGCUAGAGAAGAAUUCGACUCUGGAGGCUCUGCACAUAGACUGGAAUAUUAUCGAGCAACAUGGUUCGCGCUUUGCCAAUUACCUCGCAGGGAACGUCACCCUUCGAGAGCUGAUGGUAGAGGACUGGAGUUACUCGUUGCCUAAUAUGGGUACCGUGUUCAAAGCGCUGGAGGCAAACCGAAGCAUCGUCCAAAUAGUCGGCGAUGGUAUUUACAUGAACAUGGAAGACAUUCGGGCUCUGAACAACGCACUGUUGGUCAACGACGUCGUUCAGAGCAUUGACCUGACCAAGUGCCGCUGGUGCACCGAACAUCAACAGCGGGCCGAAGACACCGAGAGCACGUUAGAGCAUAGUGCGACCUGUCACCCGUUCGCGAAUUUUCUAAGCUGUAACAAGUCUCUCCGUUUUCUGGGACUUCCUGAAGAUAUGCUGAUUGGUGAGUGGGCACAAUGUUUCUUAGAGGCCCUUGGUCGCUCAGACUCGCGCUUGAGGGUCGACGCAGGUUACGUGAGCCAAGACAAAAUCUGUGAUCUUCUCAAUCUUGCCAGGUCAAACGGAUGCCUUGGCAAGUUUACCUUCCGAACGACCAUUGACAACGUGAUAUCCGUGAUCCCACUCAAUGGGGUGCAGUGUUUGAAUGGGAUAGUCUGUCCCGGACCUUCGGAAACGGGACUUGGGCGUGCUAAGGCCUCGAAACCGAGGAAUCCCGUUCAAGCUAGGUUUUCACAUAGCAUCAGGGGGGACAACGACAGGGGUCACCGCAGCAGAGGACACAGCAGCACGAGACACGGCAAGCACGUCGUGGAUGCCGCUGCGCUCGUCAUCAUGGACAUGCGAAGAGCCGCAGACGCGUUGCAGGAGAUGAUCAGUCUGGUCGUAAUGUCAAAGAAUCUCACGAGCCUGCACAUCAAUUUCUUCCGAGACGUAAGUGAAGAUGCGACGCAGCUCCUGGCGGAUUUUCUGUACCACACGAGGACACUGACUGACUUGGCCAUGGUACUCGACUGCAAAUCCGAAGCUUCGCGGAUUAUAUUCGACGGCCUCAACCAUAACCGAAGCUUGUCCACACUGUCGGUGCAGACGUCUCGUGCGCAGUGUUUCAAGGACCUUCCCGACAAACUGGCAUUUCUCAUAUUGUGCAGCGGACACUUGACGCGGCUAGAGUUUCCUCUCCUGGGCCCCUCGCAAACGGCACAGGUGUACUGGAAGCUACCGCGACGCGUAAUGGAGGCUGUGCCCCUAGUGGUGUCACCCACUGACAAGGUGUCCGUGUGCCAGCAGCAGAUCAGACUCAUCUUCAACAAGGUUCGCAUGGACGCCAUGCUCGAGCGCGAGGCGACUACGUUCGUCAUGGGAGAGAGUAGGACCAAGAUGGCCGCCGAGGCAUUCCAACGGCUCGAGGGAAGCCCCGAACUGCUCGCCAGAGUGCGCGAAGCGGGGCUGCUCAGAGGAGAUCAAGCUCAAGCCAAAAUCAAAGCCGCCCGGGAGCGGCUUGUGUUGGACUUUUUCGUUCUCACGGGAGUCGUGCGGGAGCACGUGGUGUGUCUAGAAAGUGCGACUGGAGCGACUCAAAUCGAUCAGGUGUUGAGUGGCCGCGUAUUAAUAAACAUCGUCAGGCACCUUAUGGUGUCAGAUGUGGUCAGCUGACAGCCCUCCUUCAGUUUGCCUGAAUGAGCAUGGAAGUUGAAGCUGAAUGCCCGGAUACAGGUUCUGCACCCUUCCGAGAGGUUGGCUGUCCUUGGAGAAGAGCUUUUCAGCUGCACCAGGAACCAAGCAGGAGCGGCGUAAAAGCACAUCAAAGUGCUUGUGACGACGCCAUGCAUAGCACGGCCGGUGAAGUCACAGUUGCAACGUCGCGAAAAACUGCCGUUCUGACACUUUCGCCUACAGGAAAGCAGGAAAGCGACUGAGGAGGCGCAGAGGCCUCUGCUGGUGCUUGCGGAAGAAAAGAGUGGCGCGUGAUGACAUUGUUUUCAUUCUACGCAGUGCUGGCCUUUUCAAACCUGUGUCGGUGUGCAGGAAGUGUGAAAAGCCCGUUGCAACAAUUGUUUAAGCGGCGUUCAUGUUGCCAAGCCUUUCUCCGUCGUCGAAGAAGCAGUCCAAUGAAGAAUAACUUUUCCUUAAGCUUCCAUGGGAUGCUGGAAUAGGCCGGAAUCUUGUCGACGAGCAUAUGGAGG
Messenger RNA from Dermacentor silvarum, 3318 nucleotides. RefSeq lists its product as uncharacterized. The transcript is spliced from 4 exons. The record is from RefSeq and is a predicted model, not a curated record. Lineage: Eukaryota; Metazoa; Arthropoda; Arachnida; Ixodida; Ixodidae. The coding region runs from base 356 to 2788 and encodes 810 amino acids.